AUGUCUGGUGAUAAAAAGGAUGAGAUCCUUGCUAAAAAACAUGAAUAUCAACAUAGCGCUAAAUUGGGUGUUGCCACGAAGUCCAAGAAAUUCUUAGCAUCAAUGGUAAAUAUGUCAGAAAAUGACUUAGAUCAACAGAACCCAUAUGAAGAUGGCCAUGACUUCUAUGAAGUUGAUGAAGCUAGAAUGUUGAACAUUAAAGAUUUCCAAUACGAGUUUUCUAUAGAACCUGCAACAAGAUUAAAUGAUCAUGAUCCUUAUAACUUUGUGUAUGUGGGUCUUCCUGAAACCCAUCAUGUCUUGAAGAAAGUGCAUAACUGUUUCUAUUAUUGUGCAAAGAGGUUUGAAGGUGAAGGUCCUGUAUUUUGUUGUUGGAACGAACGGGUUAAUAUAUUUAUACUAGAGGUCCCAGAUGAGCUCCGUCGUUUGUUCACAAGUCAAACCGAUAGGGAUGCAAAGUAUUUCAGAAGGAACAUCCGUUACUUGAAUUCACACUUUUCUUUCACCAGUAUGGGGGUUUCCAUUGAUUGUAGUUUGGCAACAGCAAAGGGUACUGUUAUUUAUACAUUUAAAGCUCAUGGCCAAAUAUAUCACAUGUUGGAUCAACUUAUGCUCGGUGCUAAGGGACCAUGCCACAUGCAGUUAUACUUUUAUGACACAGAUGAGACUAUGCAUCAUAGGAUGAAAAGAUCACCACACCUUGAUGCUAAUGUGAUCCGCACUGUAUUAAACAUCAUGCAACACAAUCCAUAUGUUUAA
This is a messenger RNA of Miscanthus lutarioriparius, 759 nucleotides long. NCBI's taxonomy places the organism in Eukaryota, Viridiplantae, Streptophyta, Magnoliopsida, Poales, Poaceae. The record is from the annotation of a GenBank genome assembly.